UGUUUAAUUAGAAAAGCCUCAGUUAUUGGUUGGAACCCAAGCCACUUUCCUUCCUUUCCAACCCAACCCAGCCCUCCCCCUUCUAUCUCCUCGACCUCGACGGCGAGCCAAGCUCCACCCCAGCAGCCACCAGAUUCGGCGACGGCGAGAAGCGAGAACCCAAGCCCCCACACCAGCAAAAAAAGCCGCUACCUAAUGAAGCCGCCACAUAUAGAAUCCUCAGAAUUCAUUUCAUGAUUUCAUCGAAUCCUCAGAAUUCAAUCAACUUCAAGAAAUGGCUACAAAGGAACCAUUGGUAAUAACCGAUAAACACGAGAUGAGGAAAUGGUCUAGAGCCAUGAAAUCCCAAGGCAAAACCAUUGGCUUCGUACCCACAAUGGGUUAUCUCCACCAGGGUCACAUAUCACUCGUUAGAGAAGCUCAACACCAUUCUGAUCUCAUAGUGGUCUCCAUUUAUGUAAACCCAGGUCAGUUUUCUCCCACCGAGGAUCUUUCCACAUACCCUUCUAAUUUUCGUGGUGAUAUUGAGCAGCUUAUGGCAAUUCCUGGUGGGGUUGAUGUUGUUUUUCACCCUCAUAAUCUCUACCACUAUGGACCAACAAAUCAGAGUGUUGACAGUGGUGGUGAUAAGGGGUUAGACAGAAAAGGGACUGGCGUGGUUUCAUGUGUAGAAGAUAGUGGUUUUGGGCAUGAGACUUGGGUUAGAGUUGAAAAUUUGGAAAAGGGUAUGUGUGGUGAGAGUAGGCCUGUGUUUUUUAGAGGGGUUGCCACUAUAGUCACCAAGUUGUUUAAUAUAGUUGAGCCUGAUUUUGCUGUGUUUGGGAAGAAGGAUUAUCAGCAAUGGCGUCUUAUUCAGAGGAUGGUUCGAGACCUUGACUUUUCUAUUAAAGUGAUUGGUUCUGAAAUAGUUCGUGAUGAUGAUGGCCUAGCAAUGAGUUCACGCAAUGUUCACCUCUCACCUGAACAAAGAAAACAGGCAUUGUCAAUAAACAAGUCUUUGUCAAGAGCUAGAAUUGCUGCAGAAAAAGGUCAUGUUAAUUGUAAAGAGUUAAUAGAUAUGGUCAUCAAAGCAAUCCAUGAAGCUGGUGGAAAAGUCGAUUAUGCUGAGGUAACCCCAAAAAUAAAAAUUGUUGACCAAGAAAGUUUGAAGGAUGUGGAAGAAAUUACAAGUCCUGUUGUGUUUUGCGUCGCUGCAUGGUUUGGGAAAGUGAGAUUGAUAGACAACAUGGAGAUCUUCAUUCGAAAUGGUGAUCUAUAGUAACCUAACUUUUUGUGCUUUAUUUUGGGAUUUUUUGAGACAUGAAUUCACAAGAAAUUUCGACCCAUUUCUUCUUUAAAUAAUGCUCAUGUUUACAAUGUUGUUCCCAAAUAAGCCCUGCACAAUUUGUAGUAGGUUGUCUUAUAUGAAUGUAAAGGAACCAUCUUUAUAAAGAUCAAUAAAGCUAUGUAUAGAGAUUCUUUUCAUAUGGGCACAUUUCUUCAUGUAUAUAUUUUCAAUGAGAAAGAUGGAAAUUUUGCAUUGGUUUU
Cannabis sativa is the source of this 1527-nucleotide messenger RNA. Its product is annotated as pantoate--beta-alanine ligase. Gene Ontology annotation, biological process: pantothenate biosynthetic process. Bases 275 to 1258 code for a protein of 327 amino acids. The record is from RefSeq and is a predicted model, not a curated record. Gene Ontology annotation, molecular function: pantoate-beta-alanine ligase activity. The transcript is spliced from 5 exons. NCBI's taxonomy places the organism in Eukaryota, Viridiplantae, Streptophyta, Magnoliopsida, Rosales, Cannabaceae.